AUGAGUAAUAUAUUCAGUCAGAGUAGAAUUUUCCAGCUGGACCAAAAAACCCACACAGGAGAGAAAACUUUUAAGUGCCCAGAGUGUGGAAAGAGAUUCAGUCGGAGUGGCUAUUUUCAACAUCAACUGAGAACCCACACGGGGAAGAAACCUCUUGAGUGCUCACAGUGCAGAAAGAGAUUCAGCCGGAGUGCCUAUCUUCAAGAUCAUCAGAGAACCCACUCAGGGGAGAAACCUUUUGAAUGCUCAGAGUGUGGAAAGAGAUUCAGUCGGAGUGACAGUCUACAACUUCAUCAGAGAACUCACUCAGGGGAGAAACCUUUUGAAUGUUCAGAGUGUGGAAAAAGGUUUAGUAGGAGUGUCAAUCUUCAACGUCAUCAGAGAACUCACACAGGGGAGAAGCCUUUUGAAUGUUCAGAGUGUGGAAAGAGGUUUAGUACGAGUGGCCAACUUCAACUUCAUCAGAGAACUCACACAGGGGAGAAGCCUUUUGAAUGUUCAGAGUGUGGAAAGAAAUUCAGUGAGAGGGGGACUCUUCAACGUCAUCAGAGAACCCACACAGGGGAGAAGCCUUUUGAAUGUUCAGAGUGUGGAAAGAGGUUUAGUAGGAGUGGCCAUCUUCAACGUCAUCAGGGAACUCACACAGAAGAGAAGACUUUUGAAUGUUCAGAGUGUGGAAAGAAAUUCAGUGAGAGGGAAACUCUUCAAGAUCAUCAGAGAACCCACACAGGGGAGAAGUCUUUUGAAUGUUCAGAGUGUGGAAAGAGGUUCAGUAGGAGUGGCCAUCUUCAGAAUCAUCAGAGAACCCACACAGGGGAGAAGCCUUUUGAAUGUUCAGAGUGUGGAAAGAGGUUUAGUAGGAGUGCCAAUCUUCAACGUCAUCAGAGAAACCACACAGGGGAGAAGCCUUUUGAAUGUUCAGAGUGUGGAAAGAAAUUCAGUGGGAGGACGACUCUUCAAGAUCAUCAGAGAACCCACACAGGGGAGAAGCCUUUUGAAUGCUCAGAGUGUGGAAAGAGGUUUAGUAGCAGUGGCAUUCUUCAACGUCAUCAGAGAACCCACACAGGGGAGAAGCCUUUUGAAUGUUCAGAGUGUGGAAAGAGGUUUAGUAUGAGUGCCAAUCUUCAACGUCAUCAGAGAACCCACACAGGGGAGAAGCCUUUUGAAUGUUCAGAGUGUGGAAAGAAAUUCAGUGAGAUGGUGACUCUUCAACAUCAUCAGAGAACCCACACAGGGGAGAAGCCUUUUGAAUGCCCAGAGUGCAGGAAGAAAUUCAGUCGGAGGGCCAGUCUUCAAUGUCAUCAUCAGAGAAUCCACAAGGGAGGCCAUAAAUCUGUGAUUUCUGAGGUGCAAGCUCUGCCCAUGGACACAGUAUGUCACUUGAUGGUGAACUUGGGGUGGUCCAAAGCAAAAAUCAUGAGGAUCCAUGGUCUGGGACCCUGUUUUGGCUCCAUGCAUCGUCAGAGAACCCACACAGGGGACAAUCCUUAUGAAUGUUCAGAGUGUGGAAAGAGAUUCAGUUGUAGUGGCAGUCUUCAAUGUCAUCAGACAACCCACACAGGGGAGAGACCUUUUGAAUGCUCAGAGUGUGGAAAGAGAUUCAAUCAGAGUGGCCAUCUUCAACGUCAUCAGAGAACCCACACAGGGGAGAAACCUUUUGAGUGCUCAGAGUGUGGAAAGAAAUUCAGUGAGAGUGGCAGUCUUCAACUUCAUCAGAGAACCCACACAGGGGAGAGACCUUUUGAAUGCUUAGAGUGUGGAAAGAAAUUCAGUGAGAGUGGCAGUCUUCAACUUCAUCAGAGAACCCACACAGGGGAGAAACCUUUUGAAUGCUCAGAGUGUGGAAAGAGAUUCAGUCGGAGUGGCUAUCUUCAACGUCAUCAGAGAACCCACACAGGGGAGAAACCUUUUGAAUGCUCAGAGUGUGGAAAGAGAUUCAGUCGGAGUGGCCAUCUUCAAAGUCAUCAGAGAACCCACACGGGGGAUAAACCUUUUGAAUGCUCAGAGUGUGGAAGGAGAUUCAGUCAGAGUAACAGUCUUCAACGUCAUCAGAGAACCCACACAGGGGAGAAACCUUUUGAAUGCUCAGAGUGUGGAACAAAAUUCAGUCAGAGUGGCAGUCUUCAGCUUCAUCAGAGAACCCACAGAGAGGAGAAACCUUUUAAAUGCUUAGAGUGUGGAAAGAAAUUCAGUUUGAGUGGCACUCUUCAACGUCAUCAGAGAACCCACACAGGGGAGAAACCUUUUGAAUGCUCAGAGUGUGGAACAAAAUUCAGUCAGAGUGGCAGUCUUCAGCUUCAUCAGAGAACCCACACAGGGGAGAAACCUUUUGAAUGCUCAGAGUGUGGAAAGAGAUUCAGUCGGAGUGGCAGUCUUCAAUAUCAUCAGAGAACCCACACAGGGGAGAGACCUUUUGAAUGCUCAGAGUGUGGAAAGAGAUUCAGUGGGUGUGGCACUCUUCAACGUCAUCAGAGAACCCACACAGGGGAUAAACCUUUUGAAUGCUCAGAGUGUGGAAAGAGAUUCAGUGGGAGUGGCACUCUUCAACGUCAUCAGAGAACCCACACAGGGGAUAAACCUUUUGAAUGCUCAGAGUGUGGAAAGAGAUUCAGUCAGAGCAGCAGUCUUCAACUUCAUCAGAGAACCCACACAGAGGAGAAACCUUUUAAAUGCUUAGAGUGUGGAAAGAAAUUCAGUUUGAGUGGCAAUCUUCAACGUCAUCAGAGAACCCACACAGGGGAGAAACCUUUUGAAUGCUCAGAGUGUGGAAAGAGAUUCAGUCAGAGGAGGAGUCUUGAACAGCAUCAGAGAAGACACAGAAGGGGGAAUCGUUAG
Heteronotia binoei (common prickly gecko) is the source of this 2835-nucleotide messenger RNA. Its product is annotated as zinc finger protein 850-like. Gene Ontology annotation, biological process: regulation of transcription by RNA polymerase II. Gene Ontology annotation, molecular function: RNA polymerase II cis-regulatory region sequence-specific DNA binding; DNA-binding transcription factor activity. The transcript is spliced from 3 exons. The coding region runs from base 1 to 2835 and encodes 944 amino acids. NCBI's taxonomy places the organism in Eukaryota, Metazoa, Chordata, Lepidosauria, Squamata, Gekkonidae. The record is from RefSeq and is a predicted model, not a curated record.